AUGCCACCAGCUUCCGCAUCCAAGGCUAAAAGAGAGGCCAAGAAGGCCGAGAGAGACGCCAAGAGAGCCGCAGAGGGCAAAACUAUCCGUGCUUCCAAGAAGAAAGACGAUUCUGAAGAUGAAGCCGAUGCCACUGCUCGUGAAGUGGCCCAAAUGAAACUACAACUGGACAAAGACGGUAUUUCUGACCGUGUCGUCACCGGUGUGUUGGACUCGCUCACAACCUCCCGUGAUGUCAAACUAUCGUCUGUCUCGCUACUUUUCCACGGUAAAGUCCUAAUCCAGGACUCACAGCUGGAACUCAACUACGGCCGUCGUUACGGUCUACUGGGUGAAAACGGUUGCGGUAAGUCUACUUUCCUAAAAUCUUUAGCCACCCGUGAAUACCCAAUCCCCGAGCACAUCGACGUCUAUCUACUUGAUGAGCCCGCUGAGCCAUCCGAGUACUCUGCUCUGGAAUACGUGGUCACUGAAGCUCAAAACGAACUAAAGCGUCUCGAAGACCUUGUUGAAAAAACUAUCAUUGAAGAUGGUCCCGAAUCUGACGUUUUGGAGGGUAUCUACGAACGUAUGGACUCAUUGGACCCUUCGACUUUCGAAAGCAGAGCUGCCGUUAUUUUGAUUGGUUUGGGUUUCAACUCCAAGACUAUUAACAAGAAAACUAAGGACAUGUCUGGUGGUUGGAAAAUGCGUGUCGCAUUGGCCAAGGCAUUGUUCGUCAAGCCAACUCUGUUGUUGCUAGAUGACCCAACUGCCCAUUUGGAUCUAGAGGCCUGUGUGUGGUUGGAAGAAUAUUUGAAGAGAUUUGACAGGACUUUAGUUUUGGUUUCGCACUCCCAGGAUUUCUUGAACGGUGUCUGUAGCAACAUGAUAGACAUGCGUAUGCAAAGAUUAAUUGCUUACGGUGGUAACUUCGAUUCCUAUGUCAAGACCCGUAGCGAACAGGAAACCAAUCAAAUGAAACAGUACGCUAAACAGCAAGAAGAAAUUGCCCAUAUUAAGAAGUUCAUUGCUUCCGCUGGUACUUAUGCCAACUUGGUCAGACAGGCAAAAUCUAGACAAAAAAUUUUGGAUAAGAUGGAAGCUGAUGGUCUGAUUGAGCCUGUUGUCCCAGAUAAGGUCUUUUCUUUCCGUUUCCCAGAGGUCGAAAGAUUGCCACCUCCUGUUUUGGCUUUCGACGAUAUCUCUUUCGCCUAUGACGGCAAAGCUGAAAACAAUCUAUAUGAACAUUUGAACUUCGGUGUGGAUAUGGAUUCCAGAGUUGCACUUGUUGGGCCUAAUGGUGUGGGUAAAUCCACCCUGUUGAAGAUUAUGACCGGUGAUCUAUCUGCUCAAUCUGGUCGUGUUUCUCGUCACACCCAUGUCAAACUCGGUGUCUACUCUCAGCAUUCUCAAGAUCAGUUGGAUCUAAGUAAAACUCCUUUAGAAUUCGUGCGUGACAAACAUUCUAACAUUUCUCAGGACUUCCAGUACUGGAGAGGGCAGUUAGGUCGCUACGGUUUGACCGGUGAGGCCCAGACAUCACAAAUGGGUACUUUGUCUGAAGGGCAACGUUCUCGUGUGGUUUUCGCCUUGUUGGCUCUACAGGCUCCAAAUGUAUUGCUGCUGGAUGAACCUACCAACGGUUUAGACAUUGCUACCAUCGACUCAUUGGCUGAGGCUAUCAAUGAUUUCAACGGUGGUGUAGUGGUGGUUUCCCACGAUUUCAGAUUGUUGGACAAGAUUGCACAGGACAUUUUCGUUGUUGAAAACAAGACUGCCACUAGAUGGGAUGGUUCUAUCUUGGAUUACAAGAACAAGCUGGCGAAGAAUGUCGUUUUAUAA
This is a messenger RNA of Lachancea lanzarotensis, 1824 nucleotides long. It is a transcript of the gene ARB1, whose product is annotated as LALA0S06e07602g1_1. Lineage: Eukaryota; Fungi; Ascomycota; Saccharomycetes; Saccharomycetales; Saccharomycetaceae. The coding region runs from base 1 to 1824 and encodes 607 amino acids. The transcript has a single exon. Gene Ontology annotation, molecular function: ATP binding; ATP hydrolysis activity. The record is from RefSeq and is a predicted model, not a curated record.